UUGAUCUGUUAUUUUCCAAUUAAACAAAUUUCCCCUAGUUUUAUUAGCUGAUUCUUUAGCUAAUUUCAGUGUGAUGUAGGGUAAACGGUAACUAUGGAGAAUAGCAACAAUCAUUAUUGUCUCUCAAUCACACCUUCAAGCUUAGUACUUUUAUCAAUUAUUGGGUUUAUUACCUUGAUCUUGAUCCGGGCUUUAUACAUUAUACAUCGGAGCAGCCAACCUCGUAGUGCCUCGUCACAGCAAAAGCCCCUCAGCACCCUCAUUGUUCUGGGUUCGGGUGGUCAUACAGCAGAGAUGAUUAAUUUGUUGAACGUGCUUCAGAAAAAUAGUUUUACGCCUAGGUAUUAUAUUGCUGCUGCGACUGAUAACAUGAGCCUUCAAAAGGCACAAGUUCUUGAAAACUCUUGGCUCAAUGAGGGAGGAGAUGAAGAGGUUGGAUCUGCUAAAUUCAUGCAGAUAUACCGAAGCCGAGAGGUCGGUCAAUCAUAUAUAACCUCUGUUGGAACCACCUUAAUUGCUUUGGCUCAUGCAUUGUGGCUAAUGAUAAAGAUCAGACCUCAUGUGAUUUUGUGCAAUGGACCUGGAACUUGUAUACCUCUUUGCGCAAUUGCUUUCAUCUUCAAGAUUCUUGGAAUUAGAUGGUCAUAUAUAUUCUAUGUUGAAAGCAUUGCAAGAGUGAGGAGGCUUUCUUUAAGCGCACUGCUUCUUUACAAACUACGCAUGGCUGAUCAGUUAUUUGUGCAGUGGCCACAACUAAAAUCAAAAUAUCAUCGAGCUCAUUAUGUUGGGCGUCUUAUGUAACUCAUUCAUUUUUGCAGCUGUUCAAAGGGGAAGUUGACAGCAACUUCCUUGGGGUUCCAUCAACGGACAGCAAGUACACUGACGUAUACUUUUUAGCCCUUAGUUCUUCUUUCUACAACUGCUUUAUAUACCAAAGCAUCUUAAUUUGGUAUAACAUUGUAAGAGAUGAAGGAAAAGGCAAUGUGAGCAUGGAAAAUAGAAAUAGGUUGUAGACAUGUAUACCACUCUGGGCAAAACUGGUGAUUUUUCGAGAAGAAGGGGGCUCUUUGUGCUGAUUAUAGUGCGGUAAAAAUUUUAUUUGACACAGCUAUUGACACUUCUCUCAUCAGUUAUUUGUUGAAUUUGAUGCUCAGGAGUUUUUAAAGGAUUUAUAAUAGAACUUUGACACGCAGCAUAUAUCAUUUUCAGUA
Messenger RNA from Coffea arabica (coffee), 1211 nucleotides. NCBI's taxonomy places the organism in Eukaryota, Viridiplantae, Streptophyta, Magnoliopsida, Gentianales, Rubiaceae. The record is from RefSeq and is a predicted model, not a curated record.